Molecule: messenger RNA, 903 nt
Organism: Bipolaris oryzae ATCC 44560
Lineage: Eukaryota; Fungi; Ascomycota; Dothideomycetes; Pleosporales; Pleosporaceae
Exons: 1
Coding region: 1-903 (300 amino acids)
Source: RefSeq, a predicted model, not a curated record
AUGUCCACAAAACUCCUCUUCAAAAAAGACCAGCCCGUACAUUGGAUCCUCGACUGGGACGGCACCAUCACCAAAAGAGACACUCUAGACGCGCUCGUCAGUAUAUCGGCAGCAGAAAAACCUGACUUCCCCACCAUGGACCACUGGAAAUCCGUCUCACAAGCAUAUAUGGACGACUACACCGCUACACUGAAACAGCUCAUUCCAACCGGCGCUCUCCCGAUAACCAUAGUCGAGGAAAAACAGCUCCUACUUAGACUGAAACAAGUAGAGCAGCGCAGCCUUGACCGCGUACACUCAUCUACUAUAUUCACUAAUUUUACCCAUCAAGGCAUCGAAUCAGGAGCCAAGCAGGUCAUAGAAUCAGGCCAGGUGCAACUUCGCACUGGUUUCCCUUCCUUCUUCAAGCACAUCCAGUCACGUGAGGGUGACGCUUUUGCCAUUCUGAGUGUGAACUGGUCUCGCCAUUUCAUUCAUUCCUGCCUUGCCGCAUCCAAGAUCAGCGUAGCCUCGCACGCCAUUCUGUCCAACGAGCUCGACGGCAUAUCCGCUGGGGUGCCCUCGUCUGGUCGCAUCGUCGCUGCAGGUUCGCGAGAACCGGACCCCAUUGUAUCCAGCGGUGACAAACUGCAAAUUUUUGAGCAAAUGCACGAGGUAAACGCGCACAAAGUGUACAUUGGUGAUAGUUGGACGGAUAUCGAGUGUCUGCUAGCUGCAGACCUUGGUAUCUGCAUCCGCGAUGAUCCUAUGGGUAGCUCGCAGAAGACGCUUGUCGAGGCGCUGACGAGGCUGGGAGUGGCAUGCCCAAGGUUGAAAGAUCGGAGGCAGCAUAACGGGUGUGGUGUCGUAUGGGCCAGGGACUUUACAGAAGUGCUUGAAUGGAUGGAGAAUGGUUUGCAGUAA